This is a messenger RNA of Podarcis lilfordi (Lilford's wall lizard), 1035 nucleotides long. Lineage: Eukaryota; Metazoa; Chordata; Lepidosauria; Squamata; Lacertidae. The record is from the annotation of a GenBank genome assembly.
AUGGGUGAUGAAGGUGCAGGUGAACCCUUCAUGGGUAUAGUGGCUGGUGGGGCCGCCGAUUACGAGGGUGUCCUUCCUUCAGACACAAUUUCUCUGAGUGAUUCAGAUUCAGAUGACUUUGGGUUUCCUGGCGAUGCUGAAGUUGAUACUGUAUCUCCUGAGGAAUCCCUUCCUUCUGAUGAUGUGGGUUGUAGAUCAGAUGAAAGCGGUGACCCUUUACACAGCAACCAAAAAUCACCUGUGCAGCCGUUUCACCUGAAAGGCAUGAGUUCAAGCUUUUCCCAGCGCAGCCAGAGCAUUUUUGACUGUCUGGAAGGGGCAGCCAAACGAGCAGUGCCCUCAAUGGCUGAAGAUAAUGUGAUUGAUGGAAGAUUUAAGCGGCCUCUGCCUCCACCCAACAUUUCAAGCAAGGUUGCUGCAGAAAGCAUUGGAAGACAAAGCAAGCCACCGCCAGCUCCUAAAAGUUCUCCAGCAGUUCCUGAUUAUGUUGCGCACCCAGAACGCUGGACCAAGUACAGCUUGGAUGAUGUUUCAGAGUCCAGUGAUAAGACCAACAGAUCAAUUGCCAUGGAGUUCCUGGAGGGCAUGAAGAAGACUAGAGGGGAACAGAGGUCAGCCUCUCCUGAAAGCUACACCCCAUCCUUCAAUCAGGAUCCCUCCAGUUCUGGUGCUGGAAGGAUUGUCUUUACCAAACCCACAAAAGCAGGCUCAGAUAGGAAAAGAGCUGCCGCCAAGGAGAAUGAAGAAGACAAGCUUAGUGAUGCAAACAAAGAACCCAAAGAGAGCCCUCCAAAGAAGCCUAAGACCCAGAACAAGGAGGAGGGUGUACUAGACCCUUUAGAUAUAAAGGAAGCAGAGGAUUGGAAACAACCAAAACUGGAGGAGUUAAGUGUUCAAAGAGUAUCUGGUGUAGAUUCUUCUCAGGAAGAUGAAGAGACAGUGCUGGGGACCAUGGGAUUCCAUGGUAGCAAGAAAAGGAAUAGGAAGCAUUUCCGACCCAAAGCCAGCAAUGAUGAAGAGGAGGAAGAGUCCUAA